GCCCACUACCGCGCAAAGGAGCCCGGGAGAAAAGCUGGACCCGGCAAAGGGGCGGCCGGCUGAGGAAAAGAGAGCAAGCUGAUAAAGAAGCUGGUCCAUAUCGCUUUAUCUGUGCUCCUGCCUUCCUUCCCAGGGCGAUGGGCCUUCGCUUCCUGACAUAUUAAAAAGGGAAGAGGUUCUUCAACCAGCAUGGAAGCAGUUUUGGAGCCCAGGUUGGAGAUGGAGGAGCCAGACCCACUCAGCCCCGAAAGAGGAAGAGAGCCCAGUAAAAUGCCGGGCAGGAGAAAUGUUGUAUCCAAGGGGAGAACAGGACAAGAUGCUGUCGAUGAGAAGGGGUUCAGCUCAGUCCUUCAGGGCCAACGCUUCCGGCGCUUCCGCUUCCAGGAGGCUGAUGGGCCACGAGAGGUUUGCAGCCGGCUCCACACACUCUGCUCCCAGUGGCUGAAGCCUGAGGAACAUACAAAGGCAGAGAUGCUGGACCUGGUGAUCCUGGAUCAGUUCUUGGCCAUCCUUCCUCCGGAGAUGAAGCGCUGGGUGAGGGAAUGUGGGGCAGAGACCAGUUCCCAGGCCGUGGCUUUAGCUGAAGGAUUCCUCCUGAGUCGGGCAGAAGAGGAGAAGAUACAAGAAAAGGAGCCGGAGGGAGAGAUCCUUCAGGCCCAGGAGGCUCCACCAGACACCAGUCUGAGGUUGCCUUCCAGGUGGAUUCAACUGGAGGGUGACAACGUUGUUGCACCACUGGGAGGUGAACUGUGGAUACCGGGAAGGCAUAAUAACUCAUUACUUUAUGAAGGAAGAGAAAUGGCCUUUAUGGAACAGGAUCAGGUUUUGUUUGAGGACGUGACUGUCCGUUUCAGUGAGGUGGAGUGGGCCCUGCUGAAUCCUGAUCAACAGAUCCUGCACUGGGAGGUCAUGGAGCAGAAUUAUAUGAUGGUGGCUUCUCUUGAAAUGGAGCCCUCGACUUCUACCGGUAUUCCUGGACCAAAACAAAAACGCAGGUCAUACGAAGCUGGUUUCAAACUUAUGGUUGUGGCAAGAGCAGAAGAAAGCAAUAACAGUAUUGCAAGUAGGGAAUUCUGUGUUGAUGAAAAACAAGUGAGGGAGUGGCGGAAAAGGAAAGCUGACUUGGAAAAGAUUCCAAAGUCAAGAAAGGCUCGACGUGGUUUAACAACUUCAUAUGGGGCUCUAGAGGCUGAAUUGAAUAACUGGGUUAUGGAGUGUCGUCAAAAUGGUUACUGCGUAACACGCAUGGAAAUUCGCUUACGUGCCCUUGAAAUGGCUAAAGAGGACCAAUUUAAAGCACCAGGCAUUGAAAAUUUUGUUGCUUCAGCAGGAUGGUGUAAUCGCUUCAUGAACAGGUUUGCCCUAUGUUUGCGGGAAAGAAGAAAGAUUUCACAGAAGUUGCCAAAAGACCUGAAUGAAAAAGUGAUGUCAUUCCAUUCAUUCAUCAUAGAACAAAGAUUGAUCCAUAAUUAUGACCUGGGUGAUAUUGGGAAUAUGGAUGAAAUAGCUAUGACCUUUGAUCUUCCAAGCAACAGAACUGUGGCAAGUUUGGGAGACAAAACUAUUUCCCUCAGAACCACCGGAAAUGAAAAAAACCAUUUCACAGUCGUUCUGUCAUGUUUGGCUAAUGGAAUUAAGCUGCGGCCUGUCAUUAUUUUUAAAACGAAGACCUUGCCUAAAAAGGUAGAAUUCCCACCACAAAUUACAGUGCGCACACAUGUUAAAGGCUGGAUGGAUGAAGAUGGAACAAAAAAAUGGCUGGAAGAAAUUUGGAACGGACGACCAGGAGCAGCCUUAGAGACAAAGCCAUCAUUGCUAGUUUGGGAUAUGUUCAGAGCCCACACAUCUGAUGACAUUAAAAAAUUGGCAGAGUCUUCUCAAGUUACUUUGGCCGUUGUUCCAGGUGGGCUUACAUCUGUAUUGCAGCCCCUAGAUGUGUGUUUAAAUAAAGCUUUCAAAGACCGUUUGCGAAAGAUGUGGCAUGAAUGGAUGUCGUCUGGUCAAGGCCGACUGAAAAAAGUUGGAAAUGUGAUGAAGCCCGACAUAAAAUUGAUAGCAAAUUGGGUUCGUGAUGCAUGGGAAGAGAUUCCAGAGGACAUGGUGCAACAUGCUUUCAGGAAAUGUGGCAUUAGUAAUUCUAUGGAUGACAGCGAAGAGAGUGCUUUGUAUGAGAACAAUAGUAGUGAUGGUGAUGAUUGUGAAAUCAGUGAUGAUGACAAUGUCUAUGCCGAUAACCUCACAGCAGCUACAGCUGAAACUCUGUUUGGACAUACAGAUGAGGAGGAGGAGGAAUCCAGCUUUGAAAGAUUUUAACUCUUGGGUUCUUGAUUUCUGAUUAAGCUAAGGUUUUUGUACUUUUAAACAGAAAGGGAACUGAUAUGACAUUUUACCUCUGUUGGUUUUUUAUAAUUAUUUAAUGCAACUGUUUAUUUUGACUUAUUGUACAGUGUUUAGUAUUGUCUUUUGUUUAAUUUUUUUGUUGAAUGUUUACUUGUUACUAUGUUGGAAGCCAGCCUGAGUCCCCUUGAGAAGAUAGGGUGGGAUACAAAUGAAGUUUUAUUAUUAUUAAGUUAUUGUUGAUACUAUAUUGUUUUUAUUGACCCUCAUUUUCCACUUACAGAGCUAGUUUACUGUUUUUCUUUGAAAUACGGUAAAUAUUCAAAAAGAUGUAACCUACUGAUGCCUCAAUUAAUGUAAUCUAUUUUAAUUUUGAAAUUUACCAGUAGAUGCUGUAUUUCCCACUCUAGGCUUAUACGUGCGUAUAUGCAGUAGUUACAGCUCUAAGAUAAAAGCUGUCUCUCAAUCCGUUUGUCCUUGCCUUUGUCACCCUGCACCGUCUGCCAGGUGCCAAUUAAAAAAAAAAAAGAAUAUGCUGGGUGAGAUGCUCUGAGCAUUCUCAAAGAUCAGUCUAGGGAUUGCCACCUCUUUUUACAGUCUUGCAGCAUAGCUCAGGGUCACAAGUCACCAAUGUCCAGCACAUCUGAUUUCUAAUCAGGGUUGGAAGAAACUAUUCCCCUUUAGGCAGUACUUAUGAGCAGCUGGUCUUUACAAGGACACCUAAAAAGUAUAGUAGUAGAGUGGCUUGUGAAAAGGGAUUUUGCCGUAAAUGAUCUGAGUCUCCUUUGGGAGAGAUAAAAUGGGGUAUUAAUAAUAACAAUAAUAACAAUAAUAAUAAUAAUAGAAUUUAUAACAUUGUAAAACUUCAGAAAGUUAUAGAAACACUUGAAAUUCAUGUGAAAGAAAGACCUACAAGAUUAAAGUGGAGAAAACGUAUGGGGAUAAUUUGGUGGCUGGCAUUUUCCAGCUGCAUCUUAUUAAGGUCUUUUUAAGGACAGAAUGAUUUGGAAAACACGAGGAAGAAACAAAAAUAUAUAAUCUGGUACCCAAGGAGCUAAUGUAACACUGCAUUCAAAUAAAUUAGAAUUUACUAAAAUUGUCUCAGAUAUUUUUGGAUUGGAAGUAACAUCACCCUCUAUUGUGGGCUAUGAUAUGAUAGAGUUUUUAAAAAUAGUUUUAUUUUUAAAAUAUAUUAAAUACUUUUAAAACUAUAUCACAAUUAUAUUGCUAUGCCAUCUCCCCUGCCCCAUCAUUCAUAUAGCUUUAUACAAAUCCAGCUCUACCCAUUCUAUUGCUUUUAGUUAUUCUAAUUUUCUCCAUUACAUGUAAUAGUAUGUUUUUCUAAUUGGUCGUCCAUAAUUCUUUAGUUUAAACUCACCAUUGCUCUUGAACAUGUAGCUACUAAAUUGCUUCCAUGUAUUUACAAAUAGAUUUACUUUUAUUUUUAUUUUUGCUAAUCUUAAUUUGUUGGUUAACUUUUCUGAUAGCAUUAUAGCCCAUAUCCUGUUUAACCAAUUCUUUAUUGAUACAUUCUCUAGUUUUUUCCUCCAUGUUCUGGCUAUUUUGAGUCUUGUGGCAUAGUAAUACAAGAUUUUUAUUUACCAAAUUCUCAUUCUUACUUUUAAAUACCAAAGUCAUUAGUAGAGCCCCCCUGAAGUGUACCGUUUUCCCCACUAUUUUAUCCACGCUAGAAUUUCAUCCCAAAAUCUUCAUACAGUAGAGUCUCACUUAUCCAACGUUCUGGAUUAUCCAAUGCAUUUUUGUAGUCAAUGUUUUCAAUGCAUUGUGAUAUUUUGGUGCUAAAUUCGUAAAUACAGUAAUUACUACAUAGCAUUAAUGUGUAAUGAACUACUUUUUCUGUCAAAUUUGUUGUAUAACAUGAUGUUUUGGUGCUUAACUUAUAACCUAUUUUGAUGUUUAAUAGACUUUUUCUUAAUCUCUCCUUAUUAUCCAACAUAUUCGCUUAUCCAACGUUCUGCCGGCCUGUUUAUGUUGGAUAGAUGAGACUCUACAGUACUUUUAGACACAGCCACAUGUGGGUCCAAUCCCAUUUCUCUACACUUUCUCCACAUAGUUUAGGGGUUCCAUUAUUAUUUCUAUGUUUUUUGGGUGUUUUAUAAAAUCGUGUCAGAAGCGAAUUGUGGCAAGUUGCUUCUGGUGUAAGAGAAUCGGACAUCUUUAAAGACGUUGCCCAGGGGAUGCCAUAAUGUGUUAUCGUCCUACGCAGGGCUUCUCUCAUGUCCCUGCAAGCUAGAGCUGAGAGACAGGAGCUCACCCCCUCUUGUGGAUUCGAACCACUAACCUUCAGGUCAGCAGUUCAGUCUGCACAAGGGUUUAACCCAUUGCGCUACCGUAGCUCUAUGUAGGGUAAUACAUAGAUAGUAAUACAGUGGAUAGUAAUACCAUCUAUGUAUAAUUUUCAGGACAUUUUCUUUCAGUAGUUCUGAAAUUGGUCUAUACAUUGACUAAGUCCCAUUGUUUCUCUUCUAUUUUAAACCCUAGCUCUGAUUCCCAAUACUUCCUGAAUUAUCUGAUAUUAUUUUGAUACUUGUCCUUUGGUUUGGUUUGAAUUAUCAUUGCAGAUUGAUUCAAAUAAUGUUAGUGUUUGUUUCCUGAUUAUAUUUGUCUGAAAUGUGUUUAUUUGUACCAAUAGUCACCAAGAUAGAUUAAUUGGCUUUGAAUUGGUUUUGUAAUUGUUCCAUUUAAAUAGGUUCUCCUGAUAAAAAUAAAUAAUAAUUUGUAUAGA
This is a messenger RNA of Anolis carolinensis (green anole), 5083 nucleotides long. Its product is annotated as oocyte zinc finger protein XlCOF6. Gene Ontology annotation, cellular component: nucleus. Gene Ontology annotation, molecular function: RNA polymerase II cis-regulatory region sequence-specific DNA binding; DNA-binding transcription factor activity. NCBI's taxonomy places the organism in Eukaryota, Metazoa, Chordata, Lepidosauria, Squamata, Anolidae. The transcript has 5 exons. Bases 190 to 2313 code for a protein of 707 amino acids. Gene Ontology annotation, biological process: regulation of transcription by RNA polymerase II. The record is from RefSeq and is a predicted model, not a curated record.